Molecule: messenger RNA, 1277 nt
Organism: Conger conger (European conger)
Lineage: Eukaryota; Metazoa; Chordata; Actinopteri; Anguilliformes; Congridae
Gene: cetn3
Product: centrin 3
Exons: 5
Coding region: 124-627 (167 amino acids)
Biological process (GO): spindle pole body duplication
Cellular component (GO): microtubule organizing center
Molecular function (GO): microtubule binding; calcium ion binding
Source: RefSeq, a predicted model, not a curated record
UAGGACUGAUUUAACGGAUUUUGUUUUGGACUUGGGCUGCAUUAGUGAUAGAGCUGGGGUUAUUCAUCUGAAAAUAAUAGUGUUUUAUUAGUUUACAGUCGAACAACAUAUUCGCUAAGAGCGAUGAGCUUGUCAUUAAGGACUGAACUUGCUGCGGAUAGAACUAAAAGGAAAAAGAGAAGGGAGUUGACCGAAGAACAGAAACAAGAAAUAAAAGAGGCAUUUGAACUCUUCGACACUGACAAAGACCGAGAAAUAGAUUAUCAUGAAUUAAAGGUUGCAAUGAGAGCUCUAGGAUUUGACGUAAAGAAAGUGGAUGUGUUGAAGAUACUGAAGGAUUACGAUAGGGAAGGAACUGGAAAAAUAACCUUUGAAGACUUCACUGAAGUGGUCACGGACCGUAUUUUGGACCGAGAUCCCCGGGAGGAGAUUCUGAAGGCGUUUAAGCUGUUCGAUGAUGACGAGUCGGGAAAGAUCAGUCUGAGGAACCUGCGGCGGGUGGCCAGGGAGCUGGGGGAGAACAUGAGCGACGAGGAGCUGCGCGCCAUGAUCGACGAGUUCGACACUGACGGGGACGGGGAGAUAAGCCAAGACGAGUUUAUCUCCAUAAUGACUGGGGAGUUCUAAGAAGGGAAGUGUGGAUGAAGACAGUGCUGGUGAAAAGUGGACGAAUGUGUGCUGGUUGAUCGAUUGACCUGACAGGAUGUCUGUACACUUGGUGAAAGCCAGGUUUCCCUGCUUUUCACAAGUUUUCUUCAUUGGUGACAGUUUUAGGCUUUUAUCAAUACAAAACCGUGACCAAAAUGUACAUUGGUGCCCUUAGUGUUUUUUGUUUUGUUUUUUUUCCUUGCAAAUAUUGUGUUGCACUCAGAACAGUUUCACAUGAUUGACAUGUACUGUAUGGCCCUGGCUUUCAAGUGAAAGUGAAAUAGUUUCCUUAUACUACACUCUUUGUAUACCUUAUUUAUACUUUGGUAUUUUGGCUUUAUGUGUGUUAUUUUGUGGGAAAGAGUGUAUUUAAUUUCAAUUUAAAUGAUAUACAUAGAUUGAUAUCAUUUAGAUAUUUAGAACCCCUUAAAUUAUUGCAGACCUGCUAUGCAAAAUCUUGAUUUGAUUACAUCUUGUGAUUUGCCAUGAUUAGUAAUCAAUUUUCUUCAGUUUCAUGAUGUUCAUAUCUUUUCUUUUUUUCUGGAAGUGUGAAUAUUUUAUUUCAAACAUUUUUGUAUUUUUGCUAGGUGGUUUGAUUUAUGUAUAGUAAAUAAAUCCAUUACUCUGAA